Sebastes umbrosus (honeycomb rockfish) is the source of this 545-nucleotide messenger RNA. Its product is annotated as hemoglobin embryonic subunit alpha-like. Bases 25 to 459 code for a protein of 144 amino acids. Lineage: Eukaryota; Metazoa; Chordata; Actinopteri; Perciformes; Sebastidae. Gene Ontology annotation, biological process: hydrogen peroxide catabolic process; oxygen transport. The transcript has 3 exons. The record is from RefSeq and is a predicted model, not a curated record. Gene Ontology annotation, molecular function: organic acid binding; oxygen binding; haptoglobin binding. Gene Ontology annotation, cellular component: hemoglobin complex; blood microparticle; haptoglobin-hemoglobin complex.
CUAAACACUCAAUCAACCGACAAGAUGACCAGUCUCACUGCUAAGGACAAGGACACAGUCAGAGACUUCUGGGGUAAGAUUUCUGGAAAGGCGGGGGACAUCGGCACCGAUGCUGUGGCCAGGAUGCUGGUGGUGUACCCACAGACCAAGACUUACUUCGCCCACUGGAAGGACCAGAGCCCCAAUUCUCCCUCUGCGAAGAAGCACGGGAUGACUGUGAUGGCUGGAGUUGCAGAUGCUGUGACCAAAAUUGACGACCUGAAAGGAGGUCUUCUGAACCUCAGUGAGCUGCAUGCCUUCACUCUGCGUGUGGACCCUGCCAACUUCAAGAUCCUCUCCCACUGCAUCCUUGUGGUCAUGGCCACCAUGUUCCCCACCGAGUUCACCCCUGAGGUCCAUGUGGCCAUCGACAAGUUCCUGGCUGCUCUGGCUCUGGCCCUGUCUGAGAAGUACCGAUAAACAGCAGGAGAAGAUGGCGGAGACUGCAGCAUGAGCUCACUCUGCAUAUAAUAAAUAAAAAUGAAUGAAAAAAAAAACAAAAAAAA